Nanorana parkeri is the source of this 786-nucleotide messenger RNA. RefSeq names its product GrpE like 1, mitochondrial (gene GRPEL1). Gene Ontology annotation, biological process: protein import into mitochondrial matrix; protein folding. Gene Ontology annotation, cellular component: PAM complex, Tim23 associated import motor. Lineage: Eukaryota; Metazoa; Chordata; Amphibia; Anura; Dicroglossidae. The transcript is spliced from 4 exons. The coding region runs from base 61 to 711 and encodes 216 amino acids. Gene Ontology annotation, molecular function: adenyl-nucleotide exchange factor activity; protein homodimerization activity; protein-folding chaperone binding. The record is from RefSeq and is a predicted model, not a curated record.
GACCGGCUGUCCUCUGCGUGCAGUGCGUGCAGUGCGUGUGAGUGCUGAGAGGAUGUGGACAUGGCGGCCAGGAGUGUGCGGGUCCUGGGACAGAACCUGGGUGCGUUGCUGAGGGCGCAGAGGUCACCUCUGGGGAGGUGUCCACGAAUGAUGUGCACGGCGGCUCAGCAGCCCAAUAACCCCUCAGCAGAGGAGGAGAAGAAUAAGAGCCCAGCAGAGGACUGCACAGAGCAGCUGGCUGCAGAGAAGGUGAAACUGGAGGAACAGGUCAAAGAAAUGACAGACAAGUACAAGCGAGCCCUAGCAGACACCGAGAAUUUGAGGCUCAGGAGUAAGAAGCUGGUGGAUGAUGCAAAACUAUAUGGUAUUCAGGGGUUCUGCAAGGACCUGCUUGAAGUAGCGGAUAUUUUGGAAAAGGCGACAGAGAGCGUCCCCAAAGAGGAAAUCAAGGCUGACAACCCCCAUCUGAAGAACCUCUAUGAGGGCCUGGUCAUGACUGAAGUUCAGAUGCAGAAAGUUUUGAAAAAGCAUGGAGUGCAAAAACUUAACCCUUUGGGUGCCAAGUUUGACCCCUACGAACACGAAGCCUUGUUCCAUACUCCCAUGGAAGGGAAGGAGCCUGGCACUGUCGCCUUGGUCACUAAAGUGGGCUACAAGCUCCAUGAACGUACCUUGAGGCCUGCAUUGGUCGGAGUUGUUAAAGGAACAUAAUCUAUUUUAAAUAAAUGUUGUAUAGUUAUUAAAUUGCCGAAUUUGGUAUUUCAUUCCAGGAACCCAUAUUUUUAA